AUGGCGUCAUCAGCCACCAAUUGUAGGCGAGCUCCAGCGACUGAGGGCGGAAGUGCUGGCCGGUGGGGCCGGGGGACCGGGCGGGGCCGGGCCGGGAUCCCGCGACUUCAAGAAGUCCUCAAGCUAGGGAACGUGAUAACAGACUACCCCCUGGCCGAGACUAUCAUGCUGGUGGGGUUCUUCAUGACGGUCUUUGUAGAGCAGCUCAUCCUGACCUUCCAGAAGGAGAAGCCCUCCUUUAUCGACCUGGAGACCUUCAACGCCGGCUCAGAUGUCGGGAGUGAUUCUGAGUACGAGAGCCCCUUCAUCGCCACCUCCCAUGGGCGCACACUGUACAAUGAGCACAGCCACCACUCCCACAGCCACAGCCUGAACAUCCGGGAGCUCUCCUGCUCCAGCCCCCUGCGGCUCUUCAGCCUGGUGUUUGCCCUGUCAGCCCACUCCAUCUUUGAGGGCCUGGCCCUGGGCCUGCAGGAGGAAGGGGACAAGGUCAUGAGUCUCUUUCUGGGGGUGGCCAUCCACGAGACACUGGUGGCCGUAGCGCUGGGCAUCAGCAUGGCCAAGACCUCACUGGCACUGAAGGAUGCCGCCAAGCUGGCUGUGACAGUCAGUCUGAUGAUUCCCUUGGGCAUUGGCAUUGGCAUGGGCAUCGAGAGCGCCCGCAAUGUGGCCAGCAGCGUAGCUUCUGUGGUGCUUCAGGGCAUUGCAGGGGGGACCUUCUUAUUUGUCACAUUCUUCGAGAUCCUGGGGAAGGAGCUGGAGGACAAGAACGACCGCCUGCUGAAGGUCCUCUUCCUGGUGCUGGGCUAUGCCGUCCUGGCCGGGCUUGUUUUCUUCAAGUGGUGAGGGCAGAGAGGAGACCCCAGCUCCUUCCCCUCGUAAACGGUGCUGAUAGCCAGCCCCCUUUCCAGCCAGGCGGGGACGCGGAUGCCAGCGCCAGGGUGAAGCAUCCGCAUCCAGAUGGUGGCAACACAUUGACCUGAAGAGAGAAUGGUUCCCCCAGGGUCAAGGGAGAAGAAUCACACAAGGUUUCAUGCGACUGUCCCCACAUGCUGUAUUAGUGGGGUGGGGAGAGGCUUGUACAGAGGCUACUGAAAAUAAUAUUUGUAAUAGUGAGUAGGGCCUUAAAUGCUGCUUCCGAAGGGAUCUCAGCAACUGUUUGGCACAGAUCCGCCUCCCCUCCCACCCCCGGUUAAGAAUCCGGGUCUGCUCUUUUCCAUUUUGGGCUUCACAAAGUGAAAGAUGACAGAGAAACUGCGUGGAAAGCAGGUGGGGAUAACGGGUUGUCAGACUGCACUAAGCAGCUCUUACCAGCUGAGUUCUGAGCAAAAACCUGCCUGUAUUAGUUGCCAAAAACGUCAGCCGUUCUGGGAUCCAGUAGAUGGGAUUCUGCACUACAAUCCUCUCUUAGCAGAGCUCCCAUCAACCCCUGUCAAUCCCUGGGGACUGCAGUUUCUCAGUAGGUGACUAAGCAAAGAAAUAAGGCCAUAAGCUCCUUUUUUUAUCCCUCCAUGCCAUGUUCCCUUGCAAUCUCACCCACUCACUGCGCUUUGCUGAUGGAAUCCUUAGAAGCUUCGUUAACAUCCUGCUGGCAAGGCUGGGAUUUUGCAUCCAAAGGCCCUUGUGUAGCACUGGCAGAGCCCUGGCUCCAUGGUUCUGAGCUUGUUCAUGUUCCAGCAUGAAUGUGUACAUGGAGUGUUUAGCAUUUGCACUGUCUGCAGUAGCAUUGGUGCUGGCAGUUGCAAAAGGGUGGGUCAGGGCUAUCUGUUCUGAGGCACUGAGUUAGAAAGAUCAUGGGGCAGGUCAUCUCUCAGCUCUUUUCUGUGGGUCUCUGGACGUCAGGGUAGAGAUUGUGGAAGGGCUGGUUGCAGCAUUCGCAAACACAGGCAGGCGUGCAGGGUCCCUGCAGCGUAGAGAUCUUGCUUUCAGGCACGGUGCAGGUCUGGGAAGUCGCUGUGUUGUGAAUCGUGGCAUGAUCCUUCCGAUCUGACCUGAGUGAGACACUCAGAUCAGCCUUUGUCCUGGAAGUCUCCCCUGGGGGAUGUCUCUGCAGGUUUCUGUCAUCAUUGUGGGGGGAGGGUGCUGUAUGCAAGGGGUGCUCAUGCUAUCUCAAAAUCCCCAGUCCCCUUUUGCUCCACAGAUCUUCAGCUUAACAAAUACCCCACCCUCCACCCCCCUUUCCAGGACCAUGAGAGCUCAUGCAUUUUAAUUAGCCGUGGCUGCUGGAAAAUCACAGGCUUCCAAAGGCAAGUCCAGCCCUUCAGCACUGCUGAUGGAAUGAUAAAAGCUCCAAUGCAUCUCCCAUCGCAGUAAACAAGAUGGCAGCGGCUUUCCGCGGCGAAGCUUUGCAAGGAGGGGUCGGGACAAAGUGGCUGAUCCAGCAUCUCGGCUGCAUGCCGGUACAUCUGUCCUGUAUGGUGACACGUGAGGACUGGCUGAGGAUUUCUGCCGACUAGCAAUUCAAUUGCUUCAGGAUGCUGCAGCUAAUUAAUCUUACUCUGAAGGGAUGGGGCAGGAGGCAAUUUGGGGGCCUCAGCUGACACUAAUCAGCUGACUGAUUCAAAUGCUGCUCUGCAGAGCUGCACCAUCCUCUUCACUGUUCCCUCUUGGAGCCCAGCACAGUUGCCACGUGCCCUCCUGGGCUGUCGUGCUCACUGCCCAGAGCUGUUGGGGCAAGACGGGCCAGUGCGUGUUGCAAGAGAAUGGCAGGCCAAGGUGCUUCUGGGAAACUUGGCCUGAGCUGAAGGGGCUAACAUGGGGAGAAGGGCCUGGGCCUCUGUGUGCUCCCCAGAAAGGUGGAGCAGGGGAGUUGGGCUCUGGGCUUUGGAUUCUUAGCAGUGCCCCUUGCAGCUUGCACUCAUGCCCCUUCAUGCUGUCAGAGGGGUCUCGGGGUGGAUGGGCUGUAGUAGAACUGGGAGCUGGGCCCAGAGCACUGGACAUCCACCCUGAGCUUGGAGAUAGACAAGCCGCCUGCCUUGGUUGUCCUUUAGAUUUGGUGUUAGCUGCAUAGAUCUAGAUGUGGUCUCUUUUCUAAAAGCCUCCUCCCCCCACACCCUGUAUGUGAAUUGACCAGGCACAUGGUUUUCAUCCCCAUGGAUCUGCCUGACACCUGUGGGGAGCAGGGCCCCUGAACAGGCUUUAAGGGGAAGCUGAUGAGGCUACAAAGGUUCAGAUGCUGAGCCUUCUGCAUACAGCAGAUGGGCCAGCAGCACCGUUCCUCCCAAGCUGCUCUGCCUGCUCCUGGGACUGGCUUGUUCAUGCAGGUGCUCCAUCCUGCGGUAGAAAACUGCAGCAUCUCAGAGGCAGAAGCACGGACUCUCCCAGCGUUGGGCCUUCAAGGGUGUUUUUUCUCCUCUCCUGUGCUCAGCCUCCUCCUGCUGGCAGAGUUGAAGCUACAGCUGGAUCUCCGUGUGGGAGUCACUGCCUCUCUCGCCCUACCAUGUGUGCAGGGCUGUCGAGUCUCUGCCCAUGUUGGAGAGAAGAGGGGCCAUGGAUAAACCAGAUGCAGCAUUUUGGGGGACACGACUUUGGAAAGCAAGUGCAGAAGAGGUCUGGCCCCUCCCAGCCCCUGCCCCCAUUCCCUGGGGGCAAAGCCAGAAUCCCCAAGGUUUUGCCCAGAUCGGAGUCUCUCCAGGGCAAUGCACCACCGUUGGCAACGUCUGACUCUGCUCUCACUCCCCUGUGCUGCCAGCACCUGCAGGAGCUGAUUGGAUCUGCUGUGUAUUAGUCGGAGCCAAGGAGGAGAUUUGGUGACUUCCUGCAAAUGAUCCAGGGCCCGAGGGAUGCGCUGAGUCUCGAUCAAUAGCCAGGUCUAAGCCCAGGAGUGCAGUGAAGCUCCAGCAAAUUGCAGGAGCAUCCAUGGGGGAUAGCUCUGCUGGCCUCAGCACUGCACCAGACAGCAAACUCCUGGUUUGGAGCCCUUGAGCCUCUAUGGAGCUCGGGCAGCAGGAGAGAAGACCCACAUGCCUGGCCUGGUUUCCACGGGGGUUAGUGUUCCCUCUCCUUGAUGUCUACACCCUGCAGGGGUGCGUGCGUGCCCGAAGCCAUGAGCGUUGUCUUACUCUCAUCGACUUCAGCCAAGCUGCCUGGGAGCACCUUUGUCUACAAGGCAGCAGUUGCCAGGUUGCAUUUUGCGAUGUCUUGGUGUUGACCGGAGGGCUCCAAGGUCAGGCAGAACUGGGCAGCCACUGAGCUUAGGAAGGCUUGUCCCAGUCCAGAAAUCACCUGGCGGCGGGCCGGUUUCCUUCCCGGGCAGAGCCUGGCACAGAGCUCGGUGGUUGUUGACACGUGGGCGUCACUUCAGCCUUGGCCCUCCAGGUCCCAUUUCUUGGAGCUAGUGGGAGCGCCUGGUAAAGACAGGAGGUGCAGCUUCCAUUGCCCUACCAGUGACACCUGCCCGUGUAGUUGGAAAACCCUUUUCUUGCCGAGCGCAGCCCUGACCCUCCAGCCGGCCCUGCGUGGACGUGGGCUCCAGUGCAAGGCGGCCUGAGGAGCAGGGGCUGUAAGCAAGGGGCCAGGAGCUGCGUGCACAGUAGGGCACCGUGAAAAUGUGGCCAUGUAUCCAGCUGCCUGCUGCUCUCAGCUGCCCUGACGACCUCCUCGCCCAGUGUACGCCCUCGGCAGGGAGCAGGGUGACUGUGUUUUCUUGUAUUAGCCAUGUGCGACUUAAUUCCCUUGUCUGUCAACAGCACCGGCAGCCAGCUGCUGUGACGCUAAAGCCAGGAGACCCUUUGCUAAAUGACUUCUCCAGUGCGGCAGGACUCUGUUGUUGAACUGCUCGCAUCCACGUAUGAGCCAUGCGUGUGGGAUUGCAAGCGGUGCACCUGCUUCCUGGGAAGGGAGGUCUUCCCUGCUCCUUUCUUUCACCGAGGGUGGGCUAGGCUGGGCUGUCUGGCCAGUAUUAAUUCAUGGAGGGCAUCUGUGGGAGUGCAGGUUUUGAGCGGGCAGAACUCAACUGGUCGCCUGGCUUGGAAGAACCAGGGCAGGCUGAGCAGCUGUGGGCACUUGCUUUGGCAGGGGUCUCUCGUUGGCAGCCUCAGCUCAGGGACCUGUCUGGAUUUGUGUCCCCUCCAGCCUGCUCCUCAAGAGUCACGGCAUGGACUGUCCCUCUCUCGGCAUGGAGGAGGGGGCAAAAAGCCUGGUGCCAGACUGGUGGGGACCCUGUGUUGCCUGGAGGGUACGUGGGGCAAGCAUGGGGUGGGGGUGCCCUCUGCUGCUUCCUGAACCCCCCUCCCCAGCACCAUCACAGAGGGGCUGGAGCAGAACUGGGUGCCCACUGGGGUUUGCUCUGGGGCCAGGCAUUGUGAGUGGAGGAUGGCCAGCCCUUACCAGCUCCAGCCUGCAAGUGCACUGAAAGCCCCUUAGGUCCAGCCUGGCCUUGAGCCCUGUGCUGCCCACUGGAUGGGGGGGACCUGCCCUCCACUCCCCUGCUGGCGUGACCUGGCUCGGGUUUUGGGGACCUGCUUGCAUGGAAGUGGGAAGGGGCUGAGGAAAGACUCCGUUCUGCUGUGACAGCCUGGUGCUGGCAGGACCGGGGAGCAGACUUUCCCCACGCUGGGGACUGAACGUGGGGCUGGCGGCCAGGGACCCUGCUGCUGCUGUCGUGUCUGGAAGAGGCCGAGCCUCUGCCCUGCCAAUAAAGACUCUGUCCAGUC
Messenger RNA from Gavialis gangeticus (Gharial), 5654 nucleotides. Its product is annotated as zinc transporter ZIP3-like. Gene Ontology annotation, biological process: zinc ion transmembrane transport. The transcript is spliced from 2 exons. The coding region runs from base 1 to 846 and encodes 281 amino acids. The record is from RefSeq and is a predicted model, not a curated record. Lineage: Eukaryota; Metazoa; Chordata; Crocodylia; Gavialidae. Gene Ontology annotation, molecular function: zinc ion transmembrane transporter activity. Gene Ontology annotation, cellular component: plasma membrane.